AUGACAAGUAACGAUGAUAGAUUUGGGACAAAGUUUGAAUAUGAUCCACUAUGGAAAGGACCAAUGACGAUAAGCAGAAGGGUCACUGAUCGAAAUUGGUUGAUCGUCUUUAUUUCUUACUUUGUCAUCUAUUUUGUAUGUGCUAUUUAUGCUUUUGUUGCUGGAGAUCUCAGAAAACUAGACGAUCGUUUAGACAGUACUGGUCACACAUGUGGAAUCGAUCGAGAUGUUAUUGAUAAACCAUACAUAAUGUACCUGAAUUUGAGGCAGGCCGCGCGAUCAGAUUAUUCUCCUAGAAUUUGUGUAUCGGAAUGUCCAACUGAAAAUUUCCGAUACGACAAGACUGAACCAGUUAAUGAGAUAAGGAAGAAAUUAAUUUGUACGGCUGAUGUUAAUGUCACAUGUAUUCAAACAAUUCAUGACAUCGACAUUUUGAUGGCCAAUGAUAAAUGUGCCCAAUGGUAUUUAAAAAGCUAUCCUAUCCUCGGUAGGUGUAUAGCUUACAAUUCAUGGGAAGGACAUAAAUAUGAAAGAAUCUCAAAACUCGAUGGUAACGUAUUAAAUGGAGAAUAUUAUAUGAAGAAAUUUUACAGAAUCAGCAAAUCGGUUUGGCUCCCAGUCUUAUCGAGUAUUUUUUUUACUAUCAUACUUACGUUGUUAAGUGUGCUUCUAUUCAGAUGGUUCGCCAAAUUAUUUUUUUACACAUCGAUUUACUUGUUCAUUGCUAUGUUAACAAUUGCAAUCUACUUCUUGACUGAUAAAUAUAUAAGAGAAUCCAAGUCACCUAAAAUAAACUUAAUAGCGAUUAUCCUGUGUGUGUUCAUUUUAAUUGCUAUCGUAAUAGCAGUCCUCUAUGCUCGCAAAAAAAUCCAUUUAGCAUGUUUGUUAGUCCAACAAUCCGCCAAGGCAGUGAUACAUUUGCCAGCAACGAUAGUUUAUCCAUGGGUUACGGGUCUACUUCAAAUUGCAAUUUUCAUCUUCGCUAUUAUAUUCUUUUUGUAUCUUGUAACAAUUACGAAACCAAGCUAUACGAUUCAAACUUGGUUUGACGAUGAUCGUUAUAGAUGUUAUUGCAACAAUAAUUACUACAGCAUUGGAGAUUUUUGUAACCCCGAUGAGUUCAAUUAUGAGUGUACUGACAGAGGAUACGAUUGCGAAUUUAAACGUUGUGGAUUAAACGUUGACAGAAUGCCCGUUGCUUCGUAUUUUAUUCAUAUCAUCAAUAUCUUUGGUUCGACGUGGCUCAUUUACUUUUUUAAUGGCUUGGAAUUCAUGGUUCUCGGCGGUACUUUUGCAACAUGGUAUUGGACUCUCCAAAAAAGUGAUGUUCGAAAUUACGCUUUAAUUGAAAGUUUAGCCAGAGCUAUCCAAUACCAUCUGGGAACAAUAGCUCUUGGCUCACUCGUAUUGAUGUUCACUCACUGCAUAAAUUUAUUCAUACAUGCUGUGCAGAAAGUAGGAGAAUCAAGGCAACUCUCUUUGCACAUGCUAGGCUUUCAAAGUAACAUGUUUCGGGAUAUCAUAAAAUUUUUAAACAAAAAUGCCUAUAUCAUGUGCGCCAUGCACGGCAAGAACUUUUUUCAAUCUGCAAAAAGUGCUUUCAAUUUGAUAAUGAGAAAUUUGACGAAAGUUAUUAUCGUCCACGAGAUUGCAGAAAUAAUGUUCAUGGUGGCUGAAUUACUUAUUAUCUAUAUAGUUAUAGACGGUCUCAUAAUGCAUCUCAACAACACACUAUCAGAUGAUUCUGAUGAUAAAUAUUGGAUAUUUUGGAUCACAAUAAUAGUCUCUCUUAUUGGUAUAAUAACGGUUGCUAAUGCCUUCUUCGAUGUAAUAAAUAACGCAGUCCAUACUAUUUUUCUAUGCUUCAUUGAAGAUACAGAACGCAAUGAUGGCUCCACUCAAAGACCUUAUUAUAUGAGUACCAAGCUUGAAGAAGUCCUGCAAAGAUAA
This is a messenger RNA of Phymastichus coffea, 1950 nucleotides long. Its product is annotated as choline transporter-like 2. Gene Ontology annotation, biological process: transmembrane transport. The record is from RefSeq and is a predicted model, not a curated record. Gene Ontology annotation, molecular function: transmembrane transporter activity. The transcript is spliced from 7 exons. The coding region runs from base 1 to 1950 and encodes 649 amino acids. Lineage: Eukaryota; Metazoa; Arthropoda; Insecta; Hymenoptera; Eulophidae. Gene Ontology annotation, cellular component: membrane.